Molecule: messenger RNA, 1417 nt
Organism: Quercus robur (English oak)
Lineage: Eukaryota; Viridiplantae; Streptophyta; Magnoliopsida; Fagales; Fagaceae
Product: chaperone protein dnaJ GFA2, mitochondrial-like
Exons: 18
Coding region: 1-1266 (421 amino acids)
Biological process (GO): response to heat; protein refolding
Cellular component (GO): cytoplasm
Molecular function (GO): heat shock protein binding; ATP binding
Source: RefSeq, a predicted model, not a curated record
AUGGGGGUUAAGUGUAUAACUCAAUUUGUUGCUUCAACUAUAGCAGCUAUAUUCACACCAAAGCAGCAUCUAGAAACACAGAUAUACAAGACCGUGUGUAAAGGGGCAGAUAGGAAUUUCAUUUCUGGGGUUUGUAACCCUUCUCGGAUUCUUGGGAAUUACACUUCCAAAAAUGUUAGUCAGAAAAAUUGGUUGUUAUUGGGAGCUCUGAAUGCCAAUUUUGGCUCAGCUAGAUUAAUUCAUGGCACUGCGCCUAUGGGGAGAGAUUAUUAUGAUGUACUUGGUGUGAGCAGGAAUGCAAAUGCAUCUGAGAUUAAAAAAGCUUAUUAUGGGCUUGCGAAGAAUCUGCCUCCAGAUACAAAUAAAGAUGAUCCUGAAGCUGAGAAAAAGUUUCAAGAAGUUCAAAGAGCAUAUGAGGUUUUGAAAGAUGAUGAGAAGCGACAACAAUAUGAUCAGGUUGGCCAUGAGGCAUAUGUACAACAAGGAGACAGUGGUGUUCCCAAUGAUUUUCAUAAUCCAUUUAAAGAUUUCUUCCAAGACAAUAUAUUCGAAGACUUCUUUGGUCGUAGACAUGGAGGUGAAGAUGUCAAGGUAUCUCUUGAACUAUCCUUUAUGGAGGCUGUUCAGGGAAGCACCAAGACUGUGACAUUUCAAAUUCAUUUGCCAUGUGAACCUUGUGGUGGGCGUGGUGUUGCCCCUGGAGUCAAACCUGAAAAAUGUACUCGCUGUAAAGGCUUAGGAAUGAUUUCCAUGCAACAGGGCCCAUUUAUGGUGCAGAUUACUUGUCCUCAGUGUCAUGGAGAACGGGAAAUUGUGCCGCCUAAGUAUAUCUACAAGUCAUGCAAAGGAAGGCGAGUUGUAUUAGGAACGAAGUCAGCCAAGCUUAAUAUCGUGCCAGGAGUAGAUAAUGAUGAGACCAUAAAGGUUCACGAAGAUCCUGUUUUCCGAAGAGAAGGUGCUGACAUUCAUGUAGAUGCUGUUUUGAGUAUUACUCAGGCAAUUUUGGGGGGAACAAUCCAAGUCCCAACUCUCACAGGAGAUGUAAUCCUCAAGGUUCACUCUGGCACCCAGCCCAGUCAGAAGGUAGUUUUGAAGAAGAAAGGGAUCAAGACGAGGAACUCUUACUCAUUUGGUGAUCAAUAUGUGCACUUCAAUGUCAGCAUUCCAUUGAAUUUGACCCCAAGGCAACGUGAAUUGAUUGAAGAGUUUGCCAAAGAAGAGCAAGGGGAAUAUGAUAAGCGUGCUACUGCUGGAGCAUCAGGGUAAAAUGUAGACCAAUUGGUGUCAUUUGUUUGCUAAUUCUUAGCAAAAAAGGAUUAAGGCAACUGAAGAAAAAGCAUCUAUUGUUGAAAGACCCACCCACUCUAUAAGUUUUGUAUGAGUGACUGGGUCGUUUUUGUCCUUCUUUUGUGUUUUU